AUGCAGACGCAGCCAAUGUCCAACGGUUUGCAGCAAUCCAACAUGGGAAUGAAAGGUGGGAUGCGGCCGAACUGGGGCAGUAUGCCACCGCAGCAGCAGUUUGGUCCGGGCAUGCAGCAGAACUUUUCCCAGCCGCAGAUGUUCCCGCAGCAGCAGCCAGUUGGCAUGAGAGGCUCCUCAGCGGGCUCGCCAGGUGGACUGCAGCGACAGAACAGCUACGGAAAUCAGGGCGGACAAGGUGUGGGCCCGGGCAGUGGUCUUUCGAGCCCAGGUAUCAGUCAGCCGCAGGUUGUUCCGCCUCCCCCUGCUGGUGGACCUCCACCUGGUAUGCAGUAUGGACAAUUUGGCCUGCCCAGUCAGCAACGGUCGCGAGCGGGAGCACCCCCUCCGCCACCGCCUCAUCCGAACUGGAAGCCUGGUCAACCCCCACCGCCUCCUGGUCCUGGUCCACCAGAGCGAAAACCCGGAGGUACGCUCCAGGCGGCCAUGGCCGCAGCGGCAGCACUCGGUGCGGCUGCACCUGGCAUGAUGGAGGCGACUUCUGCAAUUGACUUUACUGCGAAGUUGGAGGACUUGAGAAGAAAACAUCCGCAGGUAAAGGUGCCAUCGGAUGCAUUUACCUGGAAGCCGGAAGAGUUAGAGGCCUGGUUUGCAAGCGGCGGUACCUCCAAGACUGCACCGGCACCGGCGCCCGCGGCCGCGGCACCACCUGCAGAAGCACAGACGCCGAAGAAGCGUUCGCAUAGUAAGGCUUUUGGCUACGAGGUUGAUGAGGCACUCCAGUUACAGCAGCAGCUGCUCACCGGUUUUUCGGACCCCGAGUUCCAGGAGAACCUGAAGAAGCUGCAAGCCCAGUACCCGGAGCGCAAGACCAAGGGCCACUACGACAGCAUGUCCUAUUUCGAGGCCUUCAAUGCGCUGGCACAUACUGUCUAUGCGAAGGUUCUCCCAGAUUGGAAGCUGGCGCCAAGCUGGGAUGGCGUAAGGGAGAUGAUCAACAAGAUGUCGGAUGCGCUGCUACAUCCCAAGGUCAAAAAAGUGCAGGAAGAGAUCAACAUGAUGAUGGGCCUGCCAAGAAAUGCACAGUUCGUGCCGCCCUCCAAGGGAUCCGAGCUGUUCCUCUACAGGCCCGAUGGCGAUGCGCCAGUUGGAAGAUCUUCGUUACCUUUGUUUCAGGAUGAAGAUGGCGACGAAGCACACGAGUUCCUGAUUGAAGAUCAGGAAUCCGGCGAGCUCAAGGUCCAAACUUCCAGUCUGAAGCAGGAGAUGUGGUACGUUGUUGUCCACAAACCUGCAGUCAUGAUUCGAGAACAGCCUGAUGAGAAGGCCAAGAUGGUUGGCCGCAAGAAGGCUGGCAAAAGGCUGAAGGUUCAGCACGUGAAGGAUGGUAAGUGGUUGCAGCUGGACAAUUCCGAGCUGGUGAAGCUUGGCGUCCAGGAGGCAUGGGUCUUGAUGGACCCAGUCGAAGCAGGAUCGCUGCUGCUCAAGUGCUCAUUCCAUCUAGGAAGGUAUGCCAUCAACUGCCAGCAACUGAAUUGUCGUGGCAUCUCAGAGAUCCACGGCCAAGCAGAGGAAGGGCCGGAUCCGAGCUGCCGCCCAUGCGCUUUGAUGUUAUUCGCACGGGCUGUGUCCGUGGGAUGGUGGGAGGUUCGUUUUGCCAGUAGCACGUGGCGAAGAGGCAACGCAGAAACGCUGCACUUCAGUGGCAACAAGAUGCUGAUAAACCAGCCGCGAGAGAACAACUUCCAGGGCGCGGGUGAACGGAGCUGCACGGAAUUGAAUGCAUUUCUUCGCAUGCGCACAGACUUCGAGGCGAUCGAUGUGAACGUCUUGCGGGCAGCGGGUGAGAUGAACAGCCACUCUUCUCUUGGAGCAGGGCUCGAUCUUUCUCGGAUUGAGAGGCAUCAGCUGGAGCAUGCGGAAACUAGGCUGGUUUUGGUGCCCGGCUGCUUUCCGAAGCUCGGCUUCGAAGGCUUCUCCUCGUUCCGGCCAUGCCAGCGCCGUGUCAACGAGGGGCAGCGUGACGACACUGGGCGCCGCCACGCAUCGAAGGCCAUCCUCGCCGCUGAGGCUGCCGUUCAAGAGCUUGUACUGAAGAACAUGUCAGGCAUCUUUGCCAGUAGCACUUCCUUCGCCCCCUGGUUCCACUUCGGCGCGCCCCUGACCGCCACCCAGGACAAGUUCCCCGAGUUUCUAAUGCUCCGGGGAGCAGCGACGAGACAGGACUCCUCCGCAGGGCAUGCGUUGCGCUUCGCUUUGAGAAAACAUCUCAGCUCGGAUGCGCCUGCUGAAGGGCCGAUGACGUUGCUUGCCAAGCAGUGGCCAGGUCAUGUGUUCUCAAGCUUAGAACGAGCUGCCCUUCGAUUUGCUGACGCAGAGACUUGGAGUGCAAGACCAUGUUCGAUGUCGGUCAAAGAUUUCUCUUGA
This is a messenger RNA of Symbiodinium sp. CCMP2456, 2427 nucleotides long. The record is from the annotation of a GenBank genome assembly. NCBI's taxonomy places the organism in Eukaryota, Dinophyceae, Suessiales, Symbiodiniaceae.